AUGGGCCUUCUUUCCAUUCCAAGGCUCGGCCUUCUUGCAACUAUUUUCGAGAAGGGUUUUCACCUGCGGCCACUUGGCCUCUGGGACAUUGCUGCAAUCCACUCUGAUAAAGUCGCGCCCUUUGUCAUCGUCGUUUUCGUUGAAAACAGUCUGGCAGGUGUCGUAUUUUUCCGCGAGGUCUGUCGCCAUGUUCGUGCCAUCGGAGUAGUGGACUGGCUCGCAAACGAACUGAACGUGACCUCCUGGGGUAGCCUUGCGAUCAGCCGGCUCAUCGCCACGGGACCAUCGCACCAAUCGAUAGCGUUUUUGCAAAUGCUUUUCGCUUUGGGUGUGUUAUUGCACUCGUUCUCCCAGCUCGAACAUUUCCUCGCGGCGCAAGUCUUCCGUUCGCUGUCCGUACAGCUUCUCUCACAGUACGAGCCGGGCGAGUAA
Penicillium hordei is the source of this 432-nucleotide messenger RNA. RefSeq lists its product as uncharacterized. The record is from RefSeq and is a predicted model, not a curated record. Bases 1 to 432 code for a protein of 143 amino acids. The transcript has 3 exons. Lineage: Eukaryota; Fungi; Ascomycota; Eurotiomycetes; Eurotiales; Aspergillaceae.